This is a messenger RNA of Homarus americanus (American lobster), 940 nucleotides long. RefSeq lists its product as uncharacterized. The record is from RefSeq and is a predicted model, not a curated record. The transcript has 7 exons. The coding region runs from base 215 to 931 and encodes 238 amino acids. NCBI's taxonomy places the organism in Eukaryota, Metazoa, Arthropoda, Malacostraca, Decapoda, Nephropidae.
CUGGCUGUGGUGGAGCUCAAGAACUUCCCCGUGUUCCUCAGGGACUACGCUCCCACCGUCCUGCUCAAUGGUGCCAAUGUCGGAGAUCUCAACUCUAUAGCGAAAGAUAUGUCGCUUUUCUCUGCCGUGCCUCACAGGUGCCAAGAAAUCAUUCGGGACUAAAACCGAACUGACGGGGAAGGACCUAACGGAAGGGAAAGAGUUCUUGAAGUGCAUGAGCGCUGAGGACGCCAAGAAAGUGAAGCUUGAUAUGUUAGUUGAUGCCCUGAAGAACAUCACGGAAACCAAGAUGCCUCUCUCUAAUGGGGCGGUCAGGGUGUUCAGAAAUAUGCUGGUCAAGUGGGCUGAUACCAACCUGCCAAGCUCAGCAUCAGAGGCUCUUAGUGGUGUGUACCUCGGUGACAUAGCUGUGCUGCCACCUAGUGUGAUUGCUGAUGCUGGGGACCUGGUAUUGUCUUACAUGACCCAAGAGAUGAAGACGCUCUUUAUGAUGAGGAUGUGUAAGAUGGACUCACUGACUCACAUCUCUCAAAUCCGCCGUAGGAUGCUCAUCAACAGUAUAGUCAAGGAGAUGCUAGAAGAGGAUGACAUAGAUCUCUGUAUGCUGAAGAAGUUAGGCACAUGUGGCCUUGACCUCGAAACUGAAAAUAUCAAGAAAUUGGAUGAGGCCGCCUCCCUGUUAUACCUCAACACUCUGGAGAAAAAACUUGAAGCCAACAUACCAGUCUGUCUUGACAAAACCCAGAAGGAUGUCAUCGGUGAAAAGAUAGUGGAAUUUAAAGGACCCACGAAAACUUGGAAGGACGCAAAUCAGUUCAAAUGCUUAAUGGAUACUCUGUCCGACACCAAGAUGAAUGGACUGAACUCAGAGGUUUUGGCUACAGUUUCCUGUAACCAAAUAUUUCCCCCUUUGACGAUGGUCAAGUGGUGAGUGGGGAGG